GUUUCGAUGUUCGUGGCAGAGCAUUCAACAAGGCUCUUCAGUGGUCUGAUCCUGAAAUCUUCGGACCACGUGCCUAUUUCGUCACAGUUUCAAAGCCAGCUGCUCUGACCUUGGACGGCGUCCAGCUAGAUGAUGAAGGGGUCUACAGAUGCAGGGUGGAUUUCAGAACUUCCCCCACAAGGAAUUUCGCUAUCAAUCUCACAGUGAUAGUUCCCCCUCAUCAACUUUUGAUAUAUGAUAACUCCGGAAGGGAUGUUUCCGGAGUGGUCGGGCCUCUGGAAGAGAAAUCCGACUUGGUACUCACUUGUGAAGUGAGAGGAGGCCGUCCUACACCAACUGUUUCUUGGUUUGUCAACGAGAGGAUGGUGGAAGGCAAUGUAGAAGUCAUAGGCAAUCAUGUGAUUGUCAACAGACUGGAGAUCAGUGGCGUUACGCGAGAUCAUCUCAACUCUACGUUCAAAUGUCAAGCCAGCAACACCAAGUUGAUGAUGCCUGUUGAAAAGACUGUGAGACUGGAAUUACUAUUACGGCCUAUAGCUGUGAUAAUCAUCAACAAACCAAGGCAACUUGUAGCAGAUGAAGAGAUUUCUGUGCAAUGUGAGGUGAGAGGGUCGAGACCUAAAGCUCUGAUCACUUGGACCAGAGACAAUCGUCCAUUCAGAAGAGGAAAGGUUAUCGAAGAUGGUAAUGAUACUUCGGUUAUCAAUACCAUGACUUUCAUUCCUGUUCCGGAAGAUGAUGGUGGCAUUUUCAAAUGCAUUGGCGAAAAUGCUAAACUGCCAGGUAUGGCAUUGGAUGAUUUCUUCAGGAUGAACGUCGUCUAUCCCCCCCAAGUGGUCCUUCAUCUCGGCAACACCCUCAAUCCCGAAGAGAUAAAAGAGGGAGACGACGUUUACUUCGAGUGUAGCAUUAGGGCGAAUCCCAAACAGCACCGGAUCUCCUGGUAUCACGAUGGCUCGUUAGUCAGCCAGAACAUGUCAUCGGGCGUCAUCAUAAGCACGCACAGCCUGGUCCUCCAGAAGGUAACGAGAUGGCAGAGUGGCUCGUACACCUGUCUGGCGGCGAAUCCCAGAGGGGAAACAAUCAGCGAGCCAGUCGUGCUACGCGUCAGAUAUGCUCCAGUGUGCAUCAAAGACGGCGGUGACAUCACCGUGAUCGGCGCUUCUCUAGACGAAGCCAUAAGGGUGCGUUGCCGGGUAUCGGCCGACCCCAGCAACGUCGCCUUCCUCUGGCAGUUCAGCAACAGCGGCGAGAGCUUCGACGUGCCCCAAGAGCGGUUCGCGGGCAGCGGCGUAGACGAGGGGGGCAAGGGGGGUGUCAGCGAGCUGACGUACACGCCUGCGUUCCAGCGGGACUACGGCACGCUGGCGUGUUCGGGGUCGAAUGCGAUCGGCAGGCAGGUGGAGCCCUGCGUCUUCCAGGUGGUGCCGGCCUCCAAACCUGCCGCCCCCACCAACUGCACCCUGCGAACCACCGCCAACACCACCUCCGAUGCGGUGGAGGUGGAAUGCCACGCGGGGUACGACGGCGGACUGCCGCAGCGCUUCGUCCUUGAAGCGUACGACGCGCGCACCUCUCGCCUGAGGAUGAACCUGUCGACGGCCGAAACGGAGUGGCCGGCGUGGCGGCUGGAUUUGGGCGAGCUGCAGCCUGCGCCGAGUAGCUUGCGCGUGGUUGUGUACGCGGAGAACGGCAAGGGGGCCAGUGAGCGCGUGGUUUUAGAUGAUGUGUUGCUGCAUGAUGCUGAAAAGAGGACGGAUGGCAGCAACAACGUUGGUUUAGUUCCUUUAGCUGGCCUUCUGACUGGGUCCUUACUGACCCUGGGAAUGGCUGUUCUAGUGAUAGUGGUGGUGGCAGUGAGGAGGAAAAGAGAAUGCGACGGACGAUUGCAUUGCCCUCAUCACCUCGAUAUAGACGCCUCGAAGCAGAACUCCAAGCCCCGCCAUCACGCCUCCACGCUAGAGAUCAACACCGGCGACACGCGGUACGUGGUCGCGUACCAGCUCAAGCCAGCGGGCGAUUGCUCCCCGCCCCCGCCUCCAGUGCCCGCCAUGGGCGGGUCUCCGGGCGGGUCCCCGUCCCCAGACCGGCGGCGCGGGCGGCCCGACAUUUUAGAUGCGCCGCGAGGUGCUGACUCUGUGAGACCAGAAAAUCUCUUCACAACACUCGAUAUAAAUAGCAGACAUCAACUCAACUGCUCCUCUCCAUUGUCAAUCAAACAGUCUCCACCUUGUGAUACGAGUAGCAGCACCCUUGGGAGGACUAGGCCCAGGCCCAGAGACAACUCCUAUUCGAACUUCGCCACACUUAGGAGGGAUCACAUCAUAGCGGACUCCAUUCCAGGACCAGAGAGUUGCGUUUAAAGUGCCGCGAGAUAGUGAAAAAUUCGGUUUUUAAACACUAUAAAAUUCUGACGGACAUUCCGAAGCGUUAUUUUUUCAGCCACCCUAUGGCUGUUUGGGAACUGGUUGGUUUCAGGGUUUAAUGAAAAUAUGUAGGUAUAUCGAGAAACAUCAUACAGGAAAACAAGAUAUCGAAAAAGCAAGAAUGGAAAUAAUAUCAAACGAAAAACAUAAUUUUACUUGAUUUUUUGGGAUUUUCUCUCCUCGUUUCUAUAAAAUAAAGAUAUGCGUAUCAUUUCAAUAUAUUUGUAGUGGGACAAAUCAGAUGAUUUGAGAAAAAUCCAGAGCAGAUUCGUUCCCGAAACGUCCAAAGAUAAGUGAAAAUUCGACAUUUUUUUAAGGUAUCUAUAUUUUUUUCCUUCAAACAUUUUUUCAAACAAAGUGUCACUGACAAGCAACUGGAUUUUUCUUUUAGGCUCCCUGAUAAAAAAAUUUGUUAAACGCAGUGACAUUUUGGGGUAAAUCAUCUGAUUUGUCCCACUACAAAUACCGGGUGGCUACGGAAGUAUUGCCUACGGAAUAUCUCAGUUAUUGUAUGAAGUAGGUUUGUGAAAUUUGGAGCGUCGAUAUAAUGACAUAAGAGCUAGAAUUUGAGCAUAUUGACAUGUCGAAGUUAACUUCCGGUUUGACCGGAAGUAACAUCAACUUUCUUAUUUCAAAUGGAAACCCUAUUUUUUUUUCUGUUCGCUUUAUUCAGCAUUCAAUUGCCUUUCUAAUGACAUAUCACAAGUUGCUAUCUAACCAGAAACUAGAUCAGAAAAAAAUUAUUAUUGAAAUUCACCGAGUAGGCCGUGGAAGCAAAAUGAAAGCCAAAAAUUGAAAAGUUGGCUAUGGAAACGUUACGUCACUUGAUAACAGUUGCUACUACUGUGAUAUUUUAUUUUCAUUCGUCGGCGUUAUAAAAAGCCGACAAAAAAAAUAUUGGAGAAAUUGGGAAAAAAACAAUACUCUGUAGGUCCAUAACUUAAAUAGAAAAAUACAAUUUUUUCUUGCCUGUACUAUUCAGCAUAACCAUUCCUUUCUGAUGAUAUAAUGGAAAAGCAUUUUUUGCCUUCCAUUUGGC
Molecule: messenger RNA, 3465 nt
Organism: Phaedon cochleariae (mustard beetle)
Lineage: Eukaryota; Metazoa; Arthropoda; Insecta; Coleoptera; Chrysomelidae
Source: the annotation of a GenBank genome assembly